Vanrija pseudolonga is the source of this 1555-nucleotide messenger RNA. It is a transcript of the gene dug1, whose product is annotated as Cys-Gly metallodipeptidase dug1. The record is from RefSeq and is a predicted model, not a curated record. The coding region runs from base 75 to 1511 and encodes 478 amino acids. Gene Ontology annotation, molecular function: metallodipeptidase activity. Lineage: Eukaryota; Fungi; Basidiomycota; Tremellomycetes; Trichosporonales; Trichosporonaceae. Gene Ontology annotation, biological process: proteolysis. The transcript is spliced from 7 exons.
CAUUUUCUUCUGCCCCAAUCAGACAUCUCCCAUCUCUCCUCUUGCGCACACAUCACCGCAGGUUCACAAGCAACAUGGCCGCCAACCCCCAGUUCAUCAAGUACGUCGACGACCACCAGGCCGACUUUAUCGACCGCCUGCGCCAGGCCGUCGAGAUUCCUUCCGUGUCGGGUAACCUUGACUACGUCAAGGAUGUCGAGGACAUGGCCGAGUUCCUCGUCAAGCAGCUCACCUCGCUCGGCGUCAAGGUCGAGAAGCGUCCCAUCGGCAGCCACAAGAUUGGCGAGACCGAGGUCGCGCUGCCUCCUGUUGUCAUUGGCGAGAUCGGCAACGACCCCAAGAAGGUCAACCUCCUCGUCUACGGCCACUACGACGUGCAGCCCGCGCUCAAGGAGGACGGCUGGGACUACGACCCGUUCAAGCUGACGCCUGACCCCAACGGCUCGGGCCGCCUGUACGGCCGUGGCUCGACCGACGACAAGGGCCCCGUCAUGGGCUGGCUCAACGUGCUCGAGGCGCACCAGAAGCUCGGCCUCGAGCUCCCCGUCAACCUCAAGAUGGUGUUUGAGGGCAUGGAGGAGAAUGGCUCGGAGAACCUCGACAAGUUUAUCGCGUCCGAGAAGGACAAGUUCUUCAAGGGCGUCGACGUCAUGUGCAUCUCGGACAACUACUGGCUCGACACCAAGACGCCGUGCUUGACCUACGGCCUGCGUGGUAUCAACUAUUAUGAGAUCAAGGUCCAGGGCCCCGCGCGCGACCUCCACUCGGGUGUCUUUGGCGGCACCAUCCACGAGCCGAUGACUGACCUCAUCGCCGUUAUGUCCAAGCUCGUCUCGCCCUCUGGCGAGAUCCUUGUCCCCGGCAUCAAGGAGCUCAUUGCCCCCGUGACGGCCGACGAGCAGGCCAAGUUUGAGAAGAUCCACUUCAGCCUGCAGGACAUUGAGGGUGCCGUUGGUGCGCAGACGACGCUGUCGAACGACACUGUCACCACUCUCAUGGGCCGCAUGCGCAACCCCUCGCUGUCGCUGCACGGUAUCGAGGGUGCGUUCUACGCCCCCGGCUCCAAGACGGUCAUCCCCGCGGCCGUCAAGGGCAAGUUCUCGAUCCGCCUCGUGCCCAACCUCGGCAUCAAGAACACGACCGACCUGGUCGUCAAGUACGUCCAGGACGAGUUUGCCAAGCUCGGCUCGAAGAACAAGCUCGACGUGUACCUGACGCACGGCGGCGAGCCUUGGAUUGCGGACCCCAACCACUACAACUACCGCGCGGCGCACAAGGCCACGGUCGAGGUCUACGGCCAGGAGCCCGACUACACGCGCGAGGGCGGCUCGAUCCCCGUCACGCUCGACUUUGCCAACAUUCUCGGCCUCAACGUGCUCUUGCUUCCUGUCGGCCGCGGCGACGACGGCGCCCACUCGACCAACGAGAAGAUUGACACGUCCAACUACAUCAACGGCACCAAGCUGCUCGGCUCGUACAUGUACGAGCUGGCCGCGAUUGACAAGCAGUAGGCUAGGGAUUAGAAGCAGGGAGACAUGUAUGAGUUUGAAGUGCG